AUGGAUAGAAAGAAGGUUAACCUAACAUACAUAGAAAAUUACUUUGAUAGGAGAGCCACAUGCGCAAGGAGAGCGCAAGGAUUGAUAAAAAAGACACGAGAAAUCAAUGUCUUGUGUGGCAUAGAUGCUUGUGCCGUUGUUUAUGGACAAGACGGUCAAAAACCUAUUGUGUGGCCUUCAUCAAAAGCGGAAGUUACAAGGAUAUUCUCCAAUUAUGAAAGAAAAUCUAAAGUAAAUCAAUCUGAAAGGUUUUUGAAUCAAAAAACAUUUUCGGAUCAAAGUGUUAAGAAGGAAGAGGAGAAGCUAAAGAAGAUUCAAAAGAGUAAACGAGAGAUUCAAACGGAGAAUCUUGCGACUGAUAUUAUGAAUUGUAGAUCUAGACUCGAGCAAGUCGCACCUAACGACUUGAAAUACUUGAUUUCGGUGAUAGAGAAUAGAUCAAGGUGUAUCCAUAACCGUAUAAGGGUCGUGGAAAGAGGAAAUAACAAUAACAAUAUUUCUCUUCCUCAUAACCCAAUUGCUAAAGAUGUCGACACUUCCAUUUUGAACCCCAAUCAGUUUAUUGGUAAAGAGGCGAUGACUGGGAUUUACGCUUUCAUGAGGCAGGUGGAUUCACAUAUGGGAGUUGUAUUUUAGCGAUUCACCUCAUUCCUUGCUUGUUUAGUAGCUAAAAUGAAGAUCGUGGGAUGAUGCUUUGUGGGGUGUAGCAUGUUGCAAGUUCUAACAUUUUAACACAAACCUU
Molecule: messenger RNA, 742 nt
Organism: Spinacia oleracea (spinach)
Lineage: Eukaryota; Viridiplantae; Streptophyta; Magnoliopsida; Caryophyllales; Amaranthaceae
Product: agamous-like MADS-box protein AGL80
Exons: 1
Coding region: 1-636 (211 amino acids)
Biological process (GO): positive regulation of transcription by RNA polymerase II
Molecular function (GO): cis-regulatory region sequence-specific DNA binding; protein dimerization activity; DNA-binding transcription factor activity, RNA polymerase II-specific
Source: RefSeq, a predicted model, not a curated record